AUGAACCCCGCAACAGGGAAGCAAGAACUCUCUUGCAAACGUUGCCGAUACCGAAAGUUGAGAUGCACUCGAACAGUCCCUUGCACCAACUGUGCAUCGGCUGGUGCAGGCUGCGAGUAUGAAAAGAUUGACAAGAGACGUAACCCACCAUCGUCAGAAUAUACGAUUGGCUUAAGGAAUCGAGUUGCGUCGUUAGAGGCCUUUAUACAGGAGUUGAGAGACGCUACUCCCGCUCGUCGAGAUGAGAUGCUUGGACCAGCGCUUAGCAGAGGAGGAGCAUCAAAUCUUUCAACUGCAGGUCCUUCUCAAGUCAUUCAAUCUGAUACUCUAGCACGAGCACGCUUAAAACCAGAUGCGGAGGGAUCACUGGUCUACCAUGGCGCCACUAGCAUCUUCAACAGUGACCUUCUCUCCACAAGUGAGAGUUAUCCGAGCCCAACGCAGAGCCUAUAUGCCGAGUCCAACUUUGACCAUGUAAUGGAUCACUUCGGCAUCAAGCUGGAGGACGACACAGCUUUCAAAGCACUGCAGCAGUUCUUUCGCUGGCAGUACCCCCAUUUUAUGUUUGUGUAUCGAGAAGCGUUUCUAAGAGACCAUUUUGGAGAGCGGAGGGGCUGCAAGUACUGGUCAUCUGCGCUUCUCUUGUCUAUUUGCGCGUUAGGCCUUCUCAUGUCAGAGACUGAAGGAGAGAGAAACCUAAGUGAGCAGUUCUUCCAGGCGGCUGAGAGUAUCGUCAUGGUAUCGGGCCUCAGCCGUCCUUCGAUCCCCACAGUCCAGUCUUUUCUAUGUCUAGCAUUCUUUGAGAUUGGCCGCGGAAACGUGUCUAAAGGAUGGGCCUUCUCAGGUAUUGCGUUCCGUAUGGCUCAAGACCUAGGUUUUCAAAGUGACCCUAUGAACUGGCUGCCACACGACUCUACCAUUAUUUCAAGCGAGGAUAUCGAGAUCCGCCGCAGAAUCUAUUGGGGCUCUUACAUCUCGGACAAGCUAAUCAGCUUGAUACUUGGGCGGCCCGUGCAACUAGCCUUUGACAGCGCUGAAGUCGACCUGUUGGAGUUCAUAACUGACGGACCCGGAAUGGAGUAUUGGCGCCCUGUUGGUUUUGGCGAUGACCCAGAGGAGCUUCGAGUUUUGUCAAACAUACCAUAUCUCAAAGAGCAGAUUCGCCUAUACAGAAUCGUUGAGAAAAUGAUGACAACAGUAUUUUCUCCACGGACACCUCGAACGCAGACAGAUGUCUUCACGCGCCAAACGCUGCUUGAUAAUCUCAACCUUGAGCUUUUACAAUGGAGGGAUGCACUACCAGCCUUUGCGAAGUGGAAUAAAUGGUCCACGGGUGUGACGAUAACACCAGCAGUGGCCACGCUUCACAGUAUUCGUAUUGCCUUGAACUACGAAUCAGCGACUACUAGCAACGUUGAAUCGGCUCGAGAAGCUUCACUUCUGUCUUGCACCACGGCAGCUCAAGAUAUUCUUGCCCUGGUUCGAAUUUACAAAGUGCAAUAUGGGCUUCGUCAUGCACCACUCAUAUUGAUUUACGCGUCCAUACAAGCGUCGAGAUCUAUCGAGAAGUUUGGUAUUCCGGAAGAACAGAGCUACCUGGUUAGUUGCUUAGCUGAGUGCUCUCACACUUGGAGUAUUGCUGGCCAAGUACAGGGCCCGAUGCCAGCAGUGAAUCUUGACGCUUAUCACAAUCUGGUAUAG
Fusarium redolens is the source of this 1701-nucleotide messenger RNA. Its product is annotated as fungal-specific transcription factor domain-containing protein. Lineage: Eukaryota; Fungi; Ascomycota; Sordariomycetes; Hypocreales; Nectriaceae. Gene Ontology annotation, biological process: regulation of DNA-templated transcription; DNA-templated transcription. The record is from RefSeq and is a predicted model, not a curated record. Bases 1 to 1701 code for a protein of 566 amino acids. The transcript has 6 exons. Gene Ontology annotation, molecular function: DNA-binding transcription factor activity, RNA polymerase II-specific; DNA binding; zinc ion binding.